This is a messenger RNA of Humulus lupulus (European hop), 4134 nucleotides long. Its product is annotated as probable glycosyltransferase At3g07620. Bases 1830 to 3689 code for a protein of 619 amino acids. Lineage: Eukaryota; Viridiplantae; Streptophyta; Magnoliopsida; Rosales; Cannabaceae. The record is from RefSeq and is a predicted model, not a curated record. Gene Ontology annotation, molecular function: glycosyltransferase activity. The transcript is spliced from 5 exons.
ACAACCAUAGUUUAUGGAGCUCAAUAGUCAAUGCUAAGUAUAUUCAUGGUAAAGAACUUAUGGAUUUAGAACCAAAGCCUAUAGACUCUUAUGUGUGGAACGCUAUUCUAAACCAAAUAGCUCUCCUGAAUAGAGGGAUGUGUCGGAAAAUUAGAAAUGGAAGAAACACUUCCCUUUGGUUUCACCCUUGGGUCCCCAAUGACGUUUUCCAGCCUACACCGCUGCUUGAUGCCACACUCGGAGUUAGUAGAGUUGUUGAAUUCAUGGAUGAGUUCAAAUGGAAUGAAAGGAAAAGAAGGGAUUGGUUUCAAGCUUCGAAUGCAAGGAGGAUCCUGGACAUCACGCUCCCACAAUCGGAUGGAGAAGAUGGAUGGUUUUGGCCAAUUGAGAAAUAUGGCCUAUUCUAUUCUCUAUUAAAUCUGCUUAUAGGAUGGUCUCAAACAAUGACAGAAAAUGGAGAAGUAAAGCACUCAUACAAAUGGAUAUGGGGGUCAAAAAUCCAUAGUAGAUUAAAACUUUUGUGGUGGCAAGUUCUGUCGGAUGGCCUUCUAACUAGAGUGAAGCUUAACAAGUUAACCAAGAUGGGAGAUGUCUCUUGUCCCUUAUGCGGUGUGGCGGAGGAAACCACGGGACAUUUAUUUUGGGAAUGUCCUGUUUCAGAAUCAAUAUGGUUUGGGUGCCACUGGGGAAUUCGCCCUACGACCAUUUGCUUCACGGAUUGGAUUCGAUGGUUCAGGCAUAAUAAUAAUAGGCCCCCAACUCUAUCUUUCCAAUCAUUAUUGAUACCGUGUGGCAAGAGAGAAACCGCAUAAUCCAUUAAGGGAAAGCUACUGCAAGGCAGGAACUCAUUCGUAGAGUGAAUCAUAGACUAAACGAGAUCGAUACUUUGACUACUCACAAUGUAGACUGCUGGAAUCAGUGGACACCUCCUCCACAAGGCUGGAUAAUCUGUAAUACAGAUGUGUCUAUCUCUAUACUACCGAAGUGUGUCCUUCAAAUCCUGCUACAGUCGAGGCUCUAGCACUUUGUGAAGGUGCAAAAAUUGCAGUAGCCAAGCAAAGGAAAAAUGUGGUAUUCCAAAGCGACUGCAAGGAGAUUACUGAUGUGCUACAAAGAAGGGAGUUGGGGAACCAACCCAUCACUUCUUUGUCGUCAAAGAAUUUACUUAAUGGGAAAUUCAGCAUAUAUCGAGGUCUUGUAAUUAUGCUGCGCAUAUUCUAGCUGAGUGGGCUAGGAAAACUCAUCAAUUUGGCUUUAUCAGCGUGAAUGAGGUUCCGCGGGGUCUUCUCCAGGAUGACAAGGAAUUUGACCCAGGUUAAUCCAGGCACAAAUGUUAGAUUGGAUGGCCUCUGGCCGUUAUUCCAUCUUGGUAGUUUCAGUGUUUUGUUGUUUGGUUUUUUUCUGUUCAUUUCUGUUUAUGUUGUUUGGGACUGAUGGUUAGACUUUAGCUAGUAUCUUUGGCUUGGGAUCCUUUUGGAUUCGGAUUUUAGUUAAUCUGUUCUGGCUGCUCUGUUUCUCGGGCACCAGUUAUAAAAAAGGUACAUAUUCCAUUCCUUGGGAUUCCUUGUAAAAUCACAAAAUAGAAAGGGCAUAUUAGCAAUAAAAAAUUCAGUAUAGUUAGCCGGUAGUAAAUAGCCCAUUACAGUAGCCAAAUAAUGCAUCUUUCCCCUUCAUCUUUUCUUUCUUACCGUUUAAGCACAGGCCUAGACGCCAGUUCAGUUAUCUGUUGGCUGCUUACGAUAUUCCUUCAAUUCCAUUAUUUUCUCUGGAAAAUGUCUCAGCCAUGUCAAAGCAAUUGAUUUAAUUGGUUGGCUACCCUGCAAAAUAUUAUGAUUGUGGAUAUUUCUGCGUUUGCGCAGAUGGUAUUUCGUGCUGAAAUGCGGAGACUGCUUUGCAUUAUCGGCCUUUUAGUUACUCUUCUUGUUGUUUCACAGUGUUUGACAUUUCCAUUUGGGAAGACCUUUUACUUUAUAUCUGCUAAUAUGGGUUCAAGUCCUAUGCUCACCGACAAUGCUGAUAGCUUAAAUAAUUUAAAAUCAGCCAAAAUAUAUGCAAUUGAAGUGGUGGCUGGUAAUGAUUCUAGUCCUUUUAACGAGGACAAUGAAUUUAGCUAUGAAAAUGGUGUGGAUGGUGAGGAUUACUAUGAACUAGAAUCAGAUGGCGAUAGCAAUUUAAGCAAAAUGUCCAUAUCUGAGAAGGGCGUAAGGGGAUUUGGAAUGGAAUCUGAUAUUAGUAGGCAUAAUGUUUUUACUCAGGCUAGUAAGAAAAAUGAGAGUUUUAAAAAAGACAGAGAUCCUACUAUUAGUACAAGAACAACUUCUAGUGAAGCUAAGAAUCAAGCUAUUUUGUUUAAAGACAGCACAAGAGAUUCGGAUAUGAGAGGACAGACUGAGAACAGGAAGGCUGAGCUGUGGAUAACCGGUUCAGAGAAUAUGAAAAACUCUAGUCUGUUCAUGCCAAAGAGGCGGGCUAAACAUCGAACAACAAUAUCACAAAUGCACUCACUAUUGCUUCAAAGUACUCUUUCUUUUCGCUCAAUGAGGCCUAGGUGGUCUUCUGUUCGCGAUCGUGAACUUCAAUCUGCAAAGCUGGAGAUUGAGAAUGCACCAAUCAUAAGAAACUGUCCAGAACUUAGUGCAUAUGUCUUCCGGAAUGUUUCUAAGUUUAAGAGGAGUUAUGAAUUGAUGGAGCGCUUGCUCAAAGUUUAUAUAUACAAGGAAGGAGAAAAACCUGGAUUCCAUCAACCUAAUCUGAGAGGAAUUUACGCUUCAGAAGGGUGGUUUUUGAAACUGAUGGAGAGAAGUAAAAAGUUUGCUGUGCGAGACGCUAAGAAGGCUCAUUUAUUUUAUUUACCCUUCAGCUCAAAAAUGCUGAGGAUAAAAUUUUCUGGACAAAAAUUUGGGGGGAAAAUGGAAAUUGAGAAAUAUCUAACGAGCUAUGUGAGUUUAAUCUCAAGAAAAUAUCGGUUUUGGAACAGAACUGGAGGAGCGGAUCACUUUCUUGUUGCUUGUCAUGACUGGGCCCCUUAUAUUACAGAAAAGUGCAUGAAGAAUUGCAUUCGGGCUCUUUGCAAUGCUAAUGUUGGUAAAGACUUUAAAAUUGGCAAGGACAGUAGUCUACCUGUUACUUAUAUUCGCUCUGGAGAAGCCCCUCUGAAGGAUGUUGGAGGAAAACCGGCUUCAGCGAGAUCUAUCUUGGCCUUCUUUGCAGGCGGAAUGCAUGGCUAUCUCCGGCCAAUUCUGCUGCACCACUGGGAGAACAAAGAGUCUGACAUGAAGAUUUUUGGCCCAAUGCCACGUGAUAAUGAAGGCAAAAAGCUUUACAGGGAGUACAUGAAGAGCAGCAAGUAUUGCAUAUGUGCCAGGGGUUACGAGGUUCAUACACCAAGAAUUAUUGAGGCCAUCUUUUAUGAGUGUGUGCCUGUCAUUAUAUCAGACAACUAUGUGCCUCCUUUCUUUGAGGUAUUGAACUGGGAGACAUUUUCGGUCUUCGUUCAAGAGAAGGAUGUUCAUAACUUGCGAAAUAUUCUACUCUCAAUCCCGAAUGAGAAGUACAAAGCAAUGCAACUAAGAGUUAAGAUGGUUCAGAAGCACUUCUUUUGGCAUAAAACACCCGUAAAGUAUGACGUAUUUCACAUGACACUUCACUCAGUUUGGAACAAUAGAGUUCUUCAGGUAAACCCCAGAUGAAUAUGAAAUCAGAGAGCCUUGAAUGAAAGGAAUAGUAAAACAAGCCAAAAGCAAAAACAUGGCCUUGACAAGUCUGCUGGGGCUGUUUUCUCAUGCCAUUUUAAACAAUAUAGAUGUAAGUCUAGUUGGCACUGCCUUCAAAAGUCACCCUUGAAGUUGAAGAAAAGUGAUGUGAGACAAUCCAAGCGUAUAAAUUUCUCAGCUGAAAUGAAACUGAAAGGCCCUUUUGGGCUUUGCUUAUUCUUGAAUGGGUGAUGUAAAAAAAAUUACAUGGUCAUAUACUGUUGUCUCUUUACGUGAAUAUGUAUGUAUAUUUUUGUCGGUUGUAAUAUAAAUAAUGGAAAAUUGCUAUGAAGUGCAUCAGGCCAACUCCAAUCAUAAAAGUCUUUUGGUAUCGGUUCAAUACCAAAAUAAUAAAAUUUUAGUAUCAUAUUUUUUUUCUCUC